CAGGAUUUUCUCCUUUAAGACGGCGUACUUUGGACUUUUUGCGCUCCUUCAGGACUCACACCUUAACAUGCCGUUCCAGUCCUGGGAGCUCCGCCCACAUAAAACCAACGCCUGUGUCCUUACCAUCAUAGCCGCCAUCGUAGAAGUGGAAAUCGAAAUAAAGGAUGCCAUGUGCUGUCUAAGUAAACCCGAUGACAGACCAGAAUUAGAUGGAAUCAGAAAUAAGUGGGUCACACCUAAAGAACUUAUCGCGAUCAUGAAGGAGGCGGGUAUAAACCUGUUCCCAGCUGAUGACUCCUCCAAAUAUGUCAGCAUUCAAAACAAGAACCCUAUCGUUACAAACUGGCUGUACGAACAGAUGGCACUGCUGUCUUCUGCGAUGGCCUUCUCCUGGUCCAAGUGGAACAGUGAGAUGGAGACAAGUGAUAAAGUUUUGUUCCAGGGAUCUGAGGCUCUGGAGGAUGAACCGCUGCUGGAGGAGGACUGGGGUGUUUACAUGGCCACAAAGAAGAGAUGCAUGAAGCUACAAUGUACAGAGUUUGAUGAAGAGUUCUCAGAGGAGUAUGCUGAGGGAACAACAUUCCGCUCGAACCUGUACCACACCGUGUUGACCCAGUGCUCUGAGGAAGCCAAGGAGAGAAUCAACAACUCCAGUUAUCAGUAUGUGGACUGUGUGGAGCAGAUCCUGAAGGCUACUAAAGUACUCACAUACUCCUAAUGGAGAGCACAUAAAAGGGAGAUAACUCCUGAUCAAAGACUUGCAGUGUGAAAAUGUGGGGAGGCAUCUGUGUACAAAGGCGAAAGCUGUUAACAUGAAUAUGUCUUUUCAUGAUUCUUCAUACAUGUAUAUUAACUUAUGAAAUACUGUGUUUUGAAUGAAGAAAUUUAUGUGUCUUAUAUCAAAAGUUAAAAUAACUCAAAAAAUGUGCUUUAAACAAGAAAACUCUUCAAAUGUGAUAUGCUCUGCUGCUAAGAUUUUUUUCAAUACAAAAAGGAAAACUAGCAAACUUUUAUUCCUACUUGUUUUAUGUUUACAUUGUUGUAAAUAUUGGUUACUCCUUUACAAUAGAAUGAACAGUCAUGUAGCAUUGCAAUUUUAAGAUUCUGAUUGUAAAUAUUUCUUACAAAGUGCAUUAAAAUAAAAU
This is a messenger RNA of Saccostrea cuccullata (small rock oyster), 1145 nucleotides long. RefSeq names its product dynein axonemal intermediate chain 7-like. The record is from RefSeq and is a predicted model, not a curated record. Gene Ontology annotation, molecular function: microtubule binding; beta-tubulin binding. The transcript has 6 exons. NCBI's taxonomy places the organism in Eukaryota, Metazoa, Mollusca, Bivalvia, Ostreida, Ostreidae. The coding region runs from base 68 to 718 and encodes 216 amino acids. Gene Ontology annotation, cellular component: axoneme.